CUCGAACCGUGUACGCAAAAUGGCCAAGGAGGAAAUCGCGCUGAACAAGCCCAGCAGCAAGGACCAAGGUGCAAAUAGAGGCAAAAAGACUCGAGUAGAUGACGUAGGUGACACGGGAAAAAAAUCCAUUGUAGAUAUAGAAGAGCUAAGCGAAUAUGACAUAGAAAAGAAGGACGAGAUGGAGGAGGAGAAGUACUACAACUUGCUCUCGAUUGCAUAUGCUCUAAUGGCAAUCACAGCAGACGCACCAUACUUCCUAAUCGUAUCGAUGGGCGAUUAUUUCAGACAGGCAUUUAAUGUGAAGGACAUCAUGAUAACAGAGUUUGCCCUAAUGGAAAGCAUAGUGUUCAUAGUCGUAUGUGUAUUGCUGCAUCUGAUUGGAAGUUACAGAUUAAAAUGGAAUCUCUUCCAGCCACUAUUCUCCACAUUUUUUUUCACCUUAAUACAUUUAGUGGUAUACUUCAAGCGUGACUACAUAGGACACAAAAUGGUUAUCUUCAGUGUUAUACCAUUUGCAAUAAUAUCAUGUGUGAUUAAAAUGACAACUAUGAAAAUAUGUGUUCUGUUCCGAAAGCAGUACUGCACAGCGUACGUAUGUGGAUUGUCCCUAUCCGGAUUUGUGGUCUUCGUUUUGUACGUACUUGGAGCCUAUGUCUUCUUCGCAGAGGAUGAAAAUAAAUUCUGUAAAAUGUUUUCCCUUUUCUGUGGAAUUUUUUCAUGCAUUUCGUUAACAUCCUUUUUUAUCCUUCACAAAAUAUACAAACUUCCAUUUGUUGAGCGACUAAGAGAAAAGUAUGAAGAUAAGGGACUCCUGAUUAAUCAGAUGAUCUUAGUGGAUUCUGUGAAAUCGAUUUUUGUUGUUUGGGAAUACGUCAUUAUUGGUUUUUUAGCAAAUUUUAUCGCAUAUCAGAUGUACCCUACUGUUUUUCCCAUUUGUAUUCAAUCCAGCAAAGAAAUGAAAGGACUACUAUCUGGCAUACUACUUUUUGGAGACUCAGCAGCACACCUAUUGGUGCACUUUUUAGAUUCCUACUUUUUGAAGAUGAAUUUGUGUAUUUUUUUUUUGAUCAAAUUGAUGAUGUUUGGAUUUCUGCCCAUUUUUGCUGCUUUAGUUGUUUACCACAACUCAAUUUUUUACAACUCAUAUUUUUUAAUGGCCUUGUCUUACUCCUUCGGAUUUUGUCACGGGAUUUUAUCUAACGCUGUUUUUGUGAAAAUUCCCGAAGUCUGUAGAAAGCGCAAGAAGGAGCAGUACCUCAAGUUGGCCCCCAACAUUGUCUUCUUGGCCUUCGUGCUCGGGACCAUGAUUGGCGUCGUUGUAUCUAAGCUCCACGUGCACCUUUUGACUGGGCAGUA
Molecule: messenger RNA, 1356 nt
Organism: Plasmodium cynomolgi strain B
Lineage: Eukaryota; Apicomplexa; Aconoidasida; Haemosporida; Plasmodiidae
Exons: 1
Biological process (GO): nucleoside transmembrane transport
Cellular component (GO): plasma membrane
Molecular function (GO): nucleoside transmembrane transporter activity
Source: RefSeq, a predicted model, not a curated record